GAGGAAGUGAGUGAGUGAGGAGAAGUAUGUGACAGAGUGGAGCGGAGGAGGACUAAACAAUCCAACAAUCUGCUGCUGAACUUCUCUCCAGCAGCUCUGACCGCUGAGACUCAUCAUCUGAUCAUCUAAUCACAAGCAGAAGAAGAAGAAGAAGGCUGCUGUUGGACGCUCACCUGUCGCAGACUCCUUCGAUGUUGUAGGUGCUGAGGAGCUCAGCAGACCGGGCCGAGGUGACGGCGAGAGGUUCGCCAUGUCCCACAGCGAGUCAGACAGCUGCAUGGGCGACCAGGCCCCUCUAUUUCUGGAGAACCACUUCUCCACAGAACUCCACAUAUCUGAGCCCGGCGACGAGUGCUGCCAGCCACCAAGCACCCCCCCAACAGUCCCAUCUGAAACAGCCCCGCUGCCCCAGGAGGAUGAAGUAGACAGGAAGACGUUGCCUCCUCGGGUGCGGGUUUUGAGCACCCAGAGUCCUGCAGCGUUGAAGCUCGGCACCCACCAGCUCAUUCCCAAGAAUUUAGCCAGCCGGCCUAAAAACCGCCACCACACCACCGUGGUGACGUUCCCGGUGGGACUGGAGAACAUCAGCGGCGGGAGUCGAAGCCGUCACUCGACCCAGGGCCCAGAUUUGUCCUGGGAGGAUUAUGACAGCGACGGAGACGGGUUCGCUUUGAGGAGGAACCGCAGGAACAAGUCGUAUAGAGCGGCCGUGACCAGCCUGGACAUUGAAGCUAUGGCGGCGGGACGAGAUACUGGAGCCACACUGAAACCUGUCAGAGAGGACAGAGCGACCAGUCCCGGUCCAGCUCGCAGCCCUGGACGCAAGAGAACCCUGGGCAGAAAGAGGAACCAGAAACAACGUGGCUCCUUCAAAGAUGCUACGCCGCGCCUCUACCAGGAGAUCCGUGAGCGAGGGCUGAACUCCACCAACCAGGACGAGCUGCUUGACGACUUCGUGGUGGUGGAGCCUCCCGUGGAGGACCAGGGCAUCGUGGUGAAGAGCUACCGGCCGAUACAGCUCACGUGGAGCCAGCUGCCACAGGUGAGGGACACAGGUAUCCUGACACUGAUCUCACCUCAGGAGAGAAAGAGACAAGAGGCCAUUUUUGAGAUCAUCACGUCGGAGCAUUCGUACCUGCACAGCCUGGGCAUCCUGGUGCGUCACUUCAAGAACAGCGAAGCGCUGAAGAAGACGAUGACGGCCACGGAGUACCAUCACCUCUUCUCCAACAUCUCCGUCAUCCAACAAGUCAGCAAACGUUUUUUUGAGGACCUUGAACGGCGUCACUAUGACAACCCGGUGAUCCGGGACAUCAGCGAUAUUGUUCAGAACCACUCCGCCCACCACUUUGAGCCCUACAUCGUCUACUGCUCCAACGAGACCUUCCAGCAGAGGACGCUGCAGAGGCUGCUGACCAGCAACAUUGCGUUCAAAGACACUCUGAAGCAGAUUGAAGGGAGCAGUGAUUGCGGAGGCCUGCCCAUGAUCUCCUUCCUCAUCCUGCCCAUGCAGCGAGUCACCAGACUGCCACUGCUGCUGGACACGAUCUGCCAGAAAACUCCAGACAAGACAGCGGAGUACUUCGCUGCUGUUUGGUCGCUGCACGCCAUCAGCAAGUUGGUCAGCAGCUGCAACGACGGUGCUCAGCGGAUGGAGAGGACGGAGCAGAUGUACACCAUCCAGAAACAGAUGGACUUUGGUAAAAUCAAGCCGUUCCCUCUGGUGUCGUCAUCGCGGUGGCUGAAGAAGCGUGGCGAGCUGGCUUUCAGCACUGAAGAGCUCAGCAUCUGGAGGGCGUUCAGCCACCGCAGCUACUACCUGUUCCUCUUCAACGACGUGCUGAUCGUCACCAAGAAGAAGAGUGAGGAGAGCUUCGUGGUGAUGGACUACGCCACUCUGGAGAACGUGGAGGUGGAACUCGGGGAGGAUGCAGAAGGACGGGCGACUUCGCCUGCCAAGAACAACAGCUACUAUCUGUCCUUCAAGCUGCUGAUGAGCAGGAACAGCGAGGGGAGAGCGGAGCAGAUCUCCCUGGUGGCCGAGUCCAGGGUGGACCGGGCCCGUUGGAUAGUCGCUCUCACAGAAAACAAGCAAAGUAAAGAUGGUUUGCCACAGUACGAGGCCUCCAAAGCCUACAUGCCGAAGGAGCCAGACGAGUUGGGGCUGCAGCAGGCCGAGUUCAUCAUCGUGCUGCAGACAGAGGAAGCCUGGUGUUAUGGUGAGAGGAUGCGAGACGGAGAGAGAGGCUGGUUUCCUGCUACCUGUGCCACAGAGAUCACCGACCCCACGGCCAUCGAGAACAACAUGCAGCGCAUGAAGCGCCUGCGCAAAGAAACCAACGUUUGAGUGACUCUCGGGAUGUACGGGUGGGGUGGACGAAAUAACAGGAACACCUUCCAGUAGAUUUCUCAUAAUGUACUGAACACAGUGGUCCAGAAGAGGAAAGACCAGGAUAUGAAAAGCCUCAAAAAUGGCCAUUUAUGCUGUCGUGGUUUCACUAAGAUGAAUUACAACGUGACCAUGAGGUUCCUGGGCUGAAUCCAGCCAGUAUCCAGGUUUCAUGAUACUCUCCAACGUCAGACUGUCCAAAACAAUUACUUUAAAGCAUGACCAUCAGGUGGAAUUAACAGUUAAAUAUCAUAUUUGUUUGCAGAGCUAUUGUACAUAUCAAGGUGUUUAUGUCCACCAUCUAUAUGUGCAGCCGAUAGCAGGACUUACAGGCCAACAGUCUUUACUUGUACAGCGCUGCCUUCUUACUGUACAUGUUAUUUCCUUAUUGAAUGUUAAACUUUAACCUACUUGCUGCAGUAAACAAUGAGCCUCAGGUGCAGCCUUGGUUUUAAUAUGUAAUCUAGGAGCUAUAAAGUUCAGUUUUAUUGUCUAGAUACUCUUUAGUUUGAGAAGUUGCAUGCAAAAAAACAUUGAAGUGUUAUUACCUACACUUUAUUUUCAUGAGACACCUGACCUGAAGAGGAGGAACUUGAUAUUGUGCUAAAUAUUGGUUGCAUUUUCUUGUUGUAUCACAUUGUGUUAGUGUCAUUUCAAGAUGCUGUGGAGGGUUUCUCUGUUAUCCUGGAAAAGGAAAUGUCACCACAGAAUUAUCAAAGUUUUGGCAAAACAUUUACCAUAUUAUAAAAGCAGUUUACAAGCUGAUUUUGGUUGAUUAUAAGACUUACUGCGUUAUACAAGGUUAUAUUUGUCUAAUAUAUCCAUAUUUGAAAUUUAAAAAACACUCCAACUUACUGUAUAAUAUGUAACUAAAAGAAAAAUUUAAUUUGUGUCAUUGUUUAAGCCCAUAUACUUGAAAUAUGAAAAUAAAGUCAACACUCGAGACAAUGUUCCUGGUUUCUGGACUUUUAUUUGAGCUUGCAUUUUGUUAAAAUGUUUGAAUACAUAAAAAGUUAUUUAAAAAUGUCAAACUGACCAGAUAUCAAAUUUCCAUUUUUUCUUUAAAAACCAUUUGGUGUAAAAACUUAGGACAGAUUAGAAAAACAUUGCUGUUUCCCCAAAACGUUUUUGUAGCUGUCACAUAAAAA
Sebastes umbrosus (honeycomb rockfish) is the source of this 3537-nucleotide messenger RNA. It is a transcript of the gene arhgef16, whose product is annotated as Rho guanine nucleotide exchange factor (GEF) 16. The coding region runs from base 251 to 2347 and encodes 698 amino acids. The transcript has 15 exons. Gene Ontology annotation, molecular function: protein binding; guanyl-nucleotide exchange factor activity. Gene Ontology annotation, biological process: activation of GTPase activity. Lineage: Eukaryota; Metazoa; Chordata; Actinopteri; Perciformes; Sebastidae. The record is from RefSeq and is a predicted model, not a curated record.